Zingiber officinale is the source of this 1038-nucleotide messenger RNA. Its product is annotated as protein trichome birefringence-like 38. Gene Ontology annotation, molecular function: O-acetyltransferase activity. The record is from RefSeq and is a predicted model, not a curated record. Gene Ontology annotation, cellular component: Golgi apparatus. The coding region runs from base 1 to 1038 and encodes 345 amino acids. The transcript is spliced from 5 exons. Lineage: Eukaryota; Viridiplantae; Streptophyta; Magnoliopsida; Zingiberales; Zingiberaceae.
AUGGCGAUGACUGCGGCGAUCACAGUACUGGCGGCGUUAUCGUGUUCUUUUUGGGCCGUCUCGGCCCAACAGUGCGACAUCUACAAUGGCAGCUGGGUUCGCGACGAUUCCUACCCGCUCUACGACUCGGCGAGUUGCCCCUUCAUUCGCCGGGAGUUCGACUGCCAGCGCUACGGCCGACCCGACCACGACUACCUCAAGUUCCGGUGGCAGCCGGCCGACUGCGAUCUCCCGAAGUUUGACGGUGAGAAUCUGUUGAGGAGAUGGGCAGGGAAGAAGGUGAUGCUCGUCGGCGACUCUCUGACGCUGAAUCAGUACAUAUCGUUGCUGUGCAUGGUGCAUGCGGCGGUGCCCAACGCCGUGUACAACUACACCAGAGGUAGCGAUGGUACCUACACGGCCACAUUUCAGGAAUACAAUGCGACGGUGGUCUACUUCUUAUCUCACUACUUGGUCGACAUAGUAAGAGAGGAGAUGGGGCGCGUGCUAAAACUGAACUCCAUGAGCAGUGGCGCCGUUUGGCUCACGGCUGACUUCCUCGUCUUCAACACCGGUCAUUGGUGGUAUACCAAGGGGGCCUCUCAAGCAUGGGAUUACAUUCAAGAUGGGCAACAGAUAGUGAAAGACAUGGACAGGGAUGAGGCCUUCUCCCAUGCAAUGCAAACCUGGGCCAACUGGGUCGACUCGGCAGUCGACCCUGCUACCAAACGCCUCUUCUUCACAGGCCUCUCUCCUAGCCAUUACAAUGGAUCAGAGUGGGGAGAACCAGGGAGGACUUGCGCCGGACAAACUGAGCCAACGAGUCCGUCGAACUUCACCGGAGGUUCGAUUCCGCAACAGGUCAUAGUGAACGAGUUGCUGAAGGUGAAGGCGAAGCAGGUGAAGUUGUUGGACAUUAGUUAUCUCUCUCAGCUGAGGAAGGAUGCUCAUUCUUCCAAGUACAAUGGCGCCAAUUUCUCUAACGACUGCAGUCACUGGUGUGUGGCGGGGCUUCCGGAUACUUGGAACCAGCUCUUCUACGCAGCACUCAUCGCGUAA